This is a messenger RNA of Neltuma alba, 1240 nucleotides long. Its product is annotated as transcription factor MYB108-like. The record is from RefSeq and is a predicted model, not a curated record. Bases 137 to 1060 code for a protein of 307 amino acids. The transcript has 3 exons. Gene Ontology annotation, cellular component: nucleus. Gene Ontology annotation, molecular function: DNA-binding transcription factor activity; sequence-specific DNA binding. Lineage: Eukaryota; Viridiplantae; Streptophyta; Magnoliopsida; Fabales; Fabaceae. Gene Ontology annotation, biological process: regulation of DNA-templated transcription.
AUCCCUCCAUCUGCCCGUCGUCUCUUCCUCUUCCUCUUCUUCUUCCUCUCUCGAACUAAAAGCACAAAAUAGAUUAAGCUGCCUUGCGGGGUGGAUUGGAGCUCCAAUAAUCCAAUCAAACAGUGAGGGCGGAUUCAUGGAUAUGGAUAUGGAUGCUUCAGAAAUCAGAGGACGAAGCUGCAAGCUCCAAAACGACGACGAAUUGGACCUCCGCAGAGGCCCUUGGACCGUCGACGAAGACCUCACCCUCAUCAAUUACAUUGCCACUCACGGCGAAGGUCGCUGGAACUCCCUCGCUCGAUCCGCCGGCCUCAAACGAACUGGUAAGAGCUGCAGAUUGAGGUGGCUCAACUAUCUCCGGCCCGAUGUCCGACGUGGAAACAUCACCCUCGAAGAACAGUUCCUGAUUCUCGAUCUUCAUUCUCGCUGGGGAAACAGAUGGUCCAAAAUUGCCCAGUAUUUGCCGGGAAGGACUGACAACGAGAUCAAGAACUACUGGAGAACACGAGUUCAAAAGCACGCCAAGCAGCUCAAAUGUGACGUGAACAGCAAGCAAUUCAAGGACACCAUGCGUUUCCUCUGGAUGCCCAGGCUCGUCGAGCGUAUUCAAGCUUCCGCCGCCGCCGCCGCCGUCUCCGUUUCUCCGCCAGUAUCUACCAUCACCACCACCACUCCUCCCAACGCCGCAUACAAUUACAACAAUUUCGAGUUUGGGGGAGCCUCUCAGGUCACCGGAAGUAACUACACGACAGAGAACAGCAGCGCGGCGGCUUCGUCAGAGUCGUUCGGGUCGACUCAGGUGUCGCCGAUCUCGGACUUGACGGACUAUUACUACGGUGGAGUUCCGGUCGGUAAUAAGUGUAACCCUAAUCCGGAUUACUGCCAAACCGGGGAUUUAAGUUACUCGGAUGGCAUCACCAACUUGGAUAUGCAAGCCGUGGAGGCAAACAACAGCAACCACCAGUAUUGGGCUCAGAGCGGUGGAGGGGACACGUCGGACAAUUUCUGGAAUGUUGAAAACAUGCUGUUUUUACAGCAACAGCUCAGUGACAAUAUGUAAAACGUGAAAACGGAUUAACUCGCCGUUACGUUGCCGUAAACCAAGGCGGUGAAUCUUUACUAUUCAUCCUCUUCACGCCUCAUAUAUUCCUUCGUCCUGACUUGUCCUUAUUCUUUUAGCAGACAAUUUCAAAAGUUACCAUGGAAAAAAAAAAAAGACUGUUACGCGAUUAUUCUGAAA